Papilio polytes (common Mormon) is the source of this 2072-nucleotide messenger RNA. RefSeq names its product protein sly1 homolog (gene Slh). The transcript has 11 exons. Gene Ontology annotation, biological process: intracellular protein transport; endoplasmic reticulum to Golgi vesicle-mediated transport. Gene Ontology annotation, molecular function: syntaxin binding. Gene Ontology annotation, cellular component: Golgi membrane; cytosol. Bases 117 to 2006 code for a protein of 629 amino acids. NCBI's taxonomy places the organism in Eukaryota, Metazoa, Arthropoda, Insecta, Lepidoptera, Papilionidae. The record is from RefSeq and is a predicted model, not a curated record.
GUGGAAAUAAUAAAAUUUUAAAUGAAAACCAUAAUUUCAAUAUUUAUGUAUAGCUGUAUGGAGUCUUAAAUUAUUAUAUGACUUAAUAUUUAAAGCAGGUUAUUUUGUUAGACAAAAUGUCCACUCUACGAGAACGGCAAUUAAAUGCUUUAAAGCAAAUGCUAAACUUGAACCAGCCGUUGACCAAAGCCGUUGCAACAGAACCAAGUUGGAAAGUAUUGAUUUAUGAUAGGGUUGGUCAAGAUAUUAUUUCACCUUUAAUUUCUAUAAAAGAACUCAGGGAAUUGGGAGUAACACUGCAUGUGCAACUGCAUUCAGAUAGAGAUCCCAUACCAGAAGUACCUGCUGUUUACUUCUGUUCACCGUCAGAAGAAAAUCUCGGUCGAAUUUGCCAAGAUCUUGACAAUGGUACAUAUGAUCAAUAUCAUCUGAAUUUUAUAUCACCAAUAACAAGGCAGAAACUUGAAGAUCUUGCUGCUUCAGCGAUACAGUCCAAUGCCGCACUGAGCAUUCAUAAAGUUUAUGAUCAAUAUCUCAAUUACAUAUGUUUAGAAGAUGAUUUAUUUAUUAUGAAACAUCAACAAUCUGACCCUCUGUCUUAUUAUGCAAUUAACAAGGGAGAUACAAAGGAUUCAGAAAUGGAGGCAAUUAUGGAUGAUAUUGUAGAAAGUCUUUUUUCAGUAUUUGUCACUUUAGGUAAUGUCCCCAUCAUAAGAUGCAGCAAAGCAAAUGCAGCUGAAAUGGUAGCAAAGAAAUUAGACAAGAAGCUGAGAGAGAAUUUAUGGGAUGCUAGAAAUAAUUUAUUUCAUGGCAACACUGGACAGACUGGUUCCUUCAGUUUUACACGGCCAAUGCUCAUUUUACUGGACAGGAAUAUAGAUAUGGCAACACCUUUGCACCAUACUUGGACCUACCAAGCAUUAGCACAUGAUGUCUUGGAUUUAUCAUUGAAUAGGGCUGUGGUACCAGAAAGUUCAGUAAGUGCAGUACCAGGGCAAAAGUCUAAAACUCGAAUAUGUGACCUAGAUUCCAAAGAUCCUUUGUGGUCGGAACACAAAGGCAGCCCUUUCCCAACGGUAGCUGAGGCUAUACAAGAGGAUUUAGAUAAAUAUAGGAGUUCAGAGGCUGAAGUAAAGAAGUUGAAGAGUUCAAUGGGUUUGGAUGCGGAGAGUGACCUGGCGCUGAGCCUGGUGACUGACAACACGCAGCGGCUCACCAGCGCUGUCAACUCUCUGCCGCAACUCAUGGAGAAGAAGCGGCUCAUUGAUAUGCAUACUACUAUUGCUACAGCCAUACUAAACGCGAUAAAAUGCCGUCGUUUGGAUUCGUUCUUCGAGUUAGAGGAGAAGAUAAUGAGCAAGAGCAGCGCAGUGGAGAGCAAGGCGGUGAUGGACCUGAUCAGCGACGCGGGCGCCGGCACCGCCGAGGACAAGAUGCGGCUCUUCAUCAUCUACUACCUGUGCUCGCCGCAGGUCGCUGAUGAGGAUUACAACAAGUUCGAAGCGGCGCUGCUGGCGGCCAAUUGCGACAUACAGCCCAUGUCUUAUAUGAAGAGAUUGAAAGGUUUCACAAAGAUGUCAAGUCAGUACGAGGGCGGCGGCACUAAGACGGUGUCCAUGUUCUCCAAGCUGGUGUCGCAGGGAUCCUCCUUCGUGAUGGAGGGCGUCAAGAACCUGGUUGUCAAGAAGCAUAAAUUGCCAGUGAGCAGCACAGUGGAGGCGGCGCUGUGCGGCGAGGGCUCGGAGCUGGCGUGGCUGGACCCGCGCGCGGCGCGCACGGACGCCGCCGGCCGCUCGCGCGCCGCGCGCCACCCGCCGCCCACUGACGCCGUAGUCUUCCUCGUUGGCGGCGGCAACUACAUCGAGUACCACAAUCUGCUCGACUUCGCUAAACAACAAGCGACAAGCGGCACACCAAGAAAGUUGAUAUACGGAGCCACGACGUUGCCGAACGCGUCUCAAUUCCUGAAGCAGCUGUCUCUCUUGGGCGAGGAGAUACAGACGUGAACUUUGAACAUUCCUGGUGUAUCGGUUAUUUAAUUGUAAUAUAAUUUAAUAUAUGUAUAAUCUCAA